ACAUUAUCUCCAGAAACUGAAGCUCUAAUGGCUGUCAUUGGCAAUAUGAAGAAUCUCGAGACUGCAACAAUCGAAUUGGAUUAUAGUGUUACAGAUGAGUUAAUCAUAAAUCUUGCCAAUAAUUCUAAAAAUUUGAGAUUUUUACAUGUAUAUGGUUCAAAAAUAACUGAUAAAGGUUUAAUUGCACUUAAUAAGUUGAAUCAAUUAAAAGACUUUAAUCUUGGCUUAAGGGCAACAGGUACAGAAAAUAAAUCCAUCACUGAUCAGUCAAUUCAAUGUUUGUCUAACAACACAAUAGUAUACUUGGACAUAUCAGAAUGCAUUCAAGUUACUAAUAGCUCAGUCAUUGAACUUGUUAAAAAUUUACCAAAUUUAAAAAUUCUCCGUAUUGAAAAUACUAAAGCAACUAUUGACGUUGUCAAAGAAAUCAUCGAAUUGAAAAGAAACUCUGAACUGUUGUUAACUGUAAUGGUUUCUUUUGAAAUUAAUGAUGAUAUUACUGAAUAUUUCACGAACCGAACAGUAUCGUUCGAUAGUUCAUUUGAAAAAUAAUAUACUUUAUAUUAAUUAUUGUCUUUGCUUGUAUUUUUCAAUGCAGCAUAUUUUUUUUUCAAAAAUUAAAAAUUCACAGUUCAAUUAAUUUAAUUGAAAAUUAAAUUAAUUAUAUAAUACAUUGUACUAAUUAUUUUCAAUAAAUAUUGGAAAAUUAUAUUGUCAUAAUUUGAUUGUUUUAUUUAAUGUAAAGAAAAUAAUUUUUUUUUUUUUUUUUUUCGAAUAAAUAAUGUACUACUUUAUCCAUUUAUUUUCAUCCAGUUGUUAUUUCUUGCCUUAUAAUAUUAAAAAAUACUUUGACUGGCUUUUAACUCAAUUGUGCUUUUAAUUUUUUUUGCACAAAUAUUAAUAAAAUAAAUUAAUAAUUAAGAAUAGUUUAUAAUUUACAAAAAACUAUAAGUGAUUUUGAGUCAAUAUAAUUAAAACUUAAAUAAUCAAAUUAUUUAAAAUUUAUACCAUGAUUUUCCCUUCUUGAUAUACCAUUAUGCUACCAACGCUACCAAUGCUACCAAUGCUACCAAUGCUACCAAUACUACGGCUGAGUAGUGGGCAUCGUAGACACGUUUUUUCUUGUUCAUUCUCAACGUGGAUUUUCUAGCGAUCACACACGAUCUUAUCAACGUGCAAAGAAAAGAGAAUAACCUGAAAUAUGGAGACUGUUGCAAUUGAGAAUCAAUGGAUUGAAAAGUUCCAGGCGAUUUCAAAAGAAGAAAACAACUCAUCAACCAAAAUAACUAUAAAUGAUUUGCAUCCACGUGGUGCAAGUAAUGGUAAAUAUGAUACGGAACGUAAACAAAUGUUGAGUGAAAAACAAAGACAAUUUUUAGAACAGCGCAAAAUGCGCAUGAUACGCAUGCAGCCACUAUUUGCAAGUCAACCAAGACUUGAAAUAAUUUGCCAAAAUUGGAAAAAUGAUUUUGUUGAUUCCGGCUUUACAACAUAUAUUUUUUCUCGACAAACCACUGAAUCAUUUGAAAGUCGAGAAGAUGAUUUAAAAUAUAUGAUAAAUCUCUGUGGAUGUAAUUUGACGGAGCUUGAUUUAUAUAAUUAUCCUUCUUCUCGAAUAAUGCCAUUGGUCAAAUUUUAUUGUUUAAAUCUGACGUCACUUUUAAUAAGAUUGAACGAAGUGGAAAGUAAAGAUUUUGAUGAUGUUUUUUCUAACAUGAGUCAUCUCGAAACAUUAAUCAUUUAUUGGCAACGUGACAACUCAUCUUUACCAAUGACUUUGGUUAAGUCAUUGGAACAAGUUCGUGAAACCUUGAAAACUUUAGUCAUUUCAUGUGAUCAAGAAGACAAACUAGUUGGAUUAGUUUCUUCUAUAUUAUCUCCAGAAACUGAAGCUCUAAUGGCUGUCAUUGGCAAUAUGAAGAAUCUCGAGACUGCAACAAUCGAAUUGGAUUAUGGUGUUACAGAUGAGUUAAUCAUAAAUCUUACCAAUAAUUCUAAAAAUUUAAAAUUUUUACAUGUAUGUGGUUCAAAUAUAACGGAUAAAGGUUUAAUUGCACUUAAUAAGUUGAAUCAAUUAGAAGACUUUAGUCUUGGUUUAAUGGAAAUGGAUACAGAAAAUAAAUCCAUCACUGAUCAGUCAAUUCAAUGUUUGUCUAACAACACAAUAGUAAACUUGAACAUAUCGAAUUGCACUCAAAUCACUAAUAGCUCAGUGAUUAAACUUGUUAAAAAUUUACCAAAUUUAAAAAUUCUCCAGAUUGAAAAUACUAAAGCAACUGUUGAAGUUGUCAAAGAAGUCAUCGAAUUAAAAAGAAACUCUGAGCUAUUGUUAACUGUAUGGAUUUCUUUUAAAGUUAAUAAUGAUAUUACUGAAUUUUUCACGAACCCAACAGUAUCGUUCGUUAGUUCAUUUGAAGAAUAAUAACUUCAUGAUAAUUAUUUUCAAUGCAUCAUAUAAAUAUUCAGUUUAAUAUUAUUAUUACUUUAAAAAACUGUAAACCACAUUUUUUUUUUUUCAAAAAUUAAAAAUUUACAGUUCAAUUAAUUUAAUUGAAAAUUAAAUUAAUUAUAUAAUACAUUGUACUAAUUAUUUUCAAUAAAUAUUGGAAAAUUUUAUUGUCA
Aphidius gifuensis is the source of this 2622-nucleotide messenger RNA. RefSeq lists its product as uncharacterized. The transcript has 5 exons. The coding region runs from base 1202 to 2422 and encodes 406 amino acids. Lineage: Eukaryota; Metazoa; Arthropoda; Insecta; Hymenoptera; Braconidae. The record is from RefSeq and is a predicted model, not a curated record. Gene Ontology annotation, biological process: SCF-dependent proteasomal ubiquitin-dependent protein catabolic process. Gene Ontology annotation, cellular component: SCF ubiquitin ligase complex.